UGGACAAGGUAACCUAGGUAUUAGCUUUGACUCAUGAGGCGCUCGUUUAAAAUGCCCCCUUUCUGCUAAUUCAUCCAUACCGCCGCCUAUCAACCAAGCGCCUAAGUUACCCAGGCUGUUCAACAUGACUUCAAGCUGCCCUCAAUGCGGCACCCCUCUCAACAUCAUGACAGCUGCUGUUGGGAAGGUCACGGCAAGUAGAACGGCCCCUGCCUUGGAGCCCCGCGACUCCGAACAUCCCAGCAACGACCGCCAGGACUCUCCUGAUUUGGACUUUGGCAGAGAUCAUCUAGACUCCGUCAAAGACGAUCCGGACACCAAAAGAAAUAAUCUAGACUUUAGCCAGGAAGACCUUCGGGGGCUCAAGAGGCUCAUCUGCCCCUGUCCGUGCUUUGGAGGCGGUGGAGGCCCAAAACAACUCACCUUGCGCCCAUACCUGUGUGUGGGCGCCGUCGGAGUCGUGAAGGCUGGCCGCCCACGCGAGACUCUGGACCGGACGACGAUCAAAAUGCAGGCUGCCAUUCGCCGCGUAGGGGCUUCCCCGGCCGACAGCCUCCUCGCGUCCAGGCGCGUCGCUAGGAGCGAGAAGAACUGGAAGAGGCCUGCUAGGACGGAAAAUGUCUUUCAGGCUAUCGGCGCCAUCAUCUACGACAUGGAAUGGAUGAGUGACGAUGGCGAGCUCGAAGUUAGCAACGCCGACAUCUUGGCGGAUGCUACGAAUACCAUCAGUCCAAACUUUGAGCUGCGGCCUGGUCAUCUUGGAUCCUCCCCUAUGAUUGAGCUUAUGCUUCUUAUUGAUUACGGGUUUCUAGCUAAGCUACUUUUCGGAUCUAUGAGUCUCGAUGACCCACCCUUUGGAUCAACGCGUUCGCUUCUAGAGUUUUGUUUUGCACGCUUCAAACGGGAUGCUGUAUGGAGUUUCGAGAGGUUUUCUAGCUUUCUCACCGCUACUGCAUGGCGUUGGAAACAAGGACACGCUAUUCUGGAUGAGAGGGCAUGGGACUUGACCGUCGAUAUGCUAGAGAGAGGUGGACUCUGGAUGCACGAAUACCAUGUUUGGGAUGCCGCCACAAUGCUGUACUACUACCACACUCGUCGAAAGCCAGUUAGCGCCGAGGCCUGGAGGCAAGGGUGCACGGGAUAUACCGGGAUUCUCCAAGAGAUGAUCGCCGAAGUUCCCACCAGGGGAACAGAUCGGUUACAGCGCAAGUUGUCACUCGACGUCAAUUGGUUUCUCCCGAAGUUCGUCGGGAAUUGGCACCGUCGGGCGCAGAUGACGUCCAUUGCGCAGGAUCUAGCGAACCGAUACGGCUUCCAGCUCACGCUCCCCGGCCCGCCGCCCCCCGAAACUCUGAGCUGGCGGGAAUGGUUAGACUCUCUACUUAGCUUCGCACAAGCCCGACGAAGGCCUGAAGAUGAAGAGAGCCAGGGAGAGAAAGAGAAGUUGAUCGAAGGGCGGGAAAAGGAAGAGCAGUGAUCAGGGCCCGUAGGUGUGCGUCAAGGCCCAGAGAAAAUAUCGAUAUAGUGGCCCGGAGCGCGUAUAACGGAGCAGGAAAGCCGACGGCGACCAACGAGAAGCAUAGCGAUGAGUUUAGCACUCUAAGCGAGCUUGCUCCUCAUCUACUCUCGAUGGAACGAGUCAACAAAACCAGAGACCGACAAAUGAUAUUCUUCCCACGGUUAUUAGUUUUGGGGGAAGAUGCUUUGCGCGGCUCGGCGUUUUCUCGACGCUCCUAGACUUCUCCAUCAAGGUGGACAUACAACCUAAUUACACAGUAUUAAUGC
Chaetomium fimeti is the source of this 1785-nucleotide messenger RNA. RefSeq lists its product as uncharacterized. The transcript has 2 exons. The record is from RefSeq and is a predicted model, not a curated record. Bases 125 to 1477 code for a protein of 450 amino acids. NCBI's taxonomy places the organism in Eukaryota, Fungi, Ascomycota, Sordariomycetes, Sordariales, Chaetomiaceae.